AGGUUUGAUUUGGGUACGGAUAUAAAGGCCUACAAUUGAACAACCAUGUUUGCCAGGGUGGGAUGCAGGAUUCUCCUAUUACGAAAGAAAAUAACAUUCUGCGUGUAUCAGAAUGCAUGCCACCGAUGGAGGCAUGGACUCGCAUCUUCACAAGAUACAUCACUCCAGUUCAUUUACAGAGUGUUCAGACGAGCAGGACUUGUAGGAUUGGGAGGAUUGUGUGCUCUUCCUGUUCACAAUGUAAAGGAGGAUGGUGUGAAAGGCUUGCCUAAAGUUAACCCUGAUGCUCUGACCAGUACUACCCUUAUCAAGAAUGCUGCGGCCAUGACGGUCGAUUCUGCUUCUGCACUUCUAACCCAGACGUUUGUAGCUGUCAUCGACAAGUACAAGGAACUUGCUAAGGAUAUUGAACUUCUGAUGGAUAGAGUUCAGAAGCAUCGGCAAGCUGAGAAGCUUGGCUACCAUUCUGAAGAACUGUGGGAAGAGGUCAUCGAGGCACGGGUCAACAUUGAUGAUCGCAGGCAUGAGCUACAGGACCUUGAAGCUAUUUUAAACAGCGCCCUCUUAACCCUGGAGGCAGCAUCCGAAGCAGCCUUCCAGGCCGGCAACGAGGAACUAGCCAUGAUGGGGCGAGACCGAUGCCAGUACGUCAACACGCAGAUCGCCCUGACUAGAGCCGUCAUCCAGAAAGCGGAGACUGCUCUGGUGAAACUGCAAGCGGAAACCAUCAAGGAGACCAAAACAGAGAAGGAGGAUGCUGCUGAAGGAGCAGAUUCCUGUAAAUAGUCGACAGAGGUAUGUUUCAUUUUAAAUACUGGAAGUGUCUGGUGAAGCUGCAAGCAGUGACCGAAUCUUCCAAAGAAACAGACUGAGGAAGACGUUGAUUCCAGGAACAGGAUCCAGUAAACAGGACAGAGAGGAUUGUUACGGGGCCAAGGGGCCUCUUGCAUAAAACUUUUUACCUGAGAAAACUCAUGUAUUAUUUACCCAAGUUUUUGCCCUGUGUUAAAGUCAAUGGCAAAAAUCAGACUAACCUUAGUUUUUACCGGAGUUUUCUCAGGCAAAAAGUUUCAUGCAAUGGGCUGCAAAUCUCCAUAUGCACGAUUUGCAAUCGUAGAAUAUUAUUUAACGAUUUGAUAGCAUUGACUACACUGUGCAAUUAAUCAUAAAAACCAAGCUUGCGAUUAAUCGCCGACAUUUAUGUUAUGGGGCCUAGGCCUCCAUAUGCAAGAUUUGCAAUCAGUCACUGAAUGGCAUUCGAAAACCAAGAUCUAGUUGUUGGAUGCACUCACCAGGGGAUUAUCUUCAUUUGUUUUAAUCAGUUCGGCCACUAUCCACAUGGUCCAAUUGCCGUAUCGUCUAAUAACCAGUUGGUUCAAUAGCCAUCUAGUCCAAAUACUAUUUGGUGUAAUUUGACUCGGUGUUGAUUGGGCAAAAUGAAUGAAAAAAUGGAUAUUAGACCAACUAGUUAUGAGACAAAAUGGUCAUAGAUGAACUGGUGAUUAGACAAAGUGAUGAUUGGACCAAAUGGUUGUUAGAAGAAAUGUUGAUGGACCGAAAGGCAUUGGACUAUUAAAGUGAAGGUAGACCAUUUAAUCAGUGGGCGAGUUGGCAAUAGACAAAAUUGGCAGUUUACCUCUCCAGGAAUCGGUCAGAUUUGUUCUUUUCGUGUUUGCAAUUCAUCCCCCUCCGUUUGCAAAUGGCUCCUAUAACUCCUUUGAAUGUUAUAACAGAAAUAUGGCACAGUAUAAAUGCUGUAGAUCAUCAUCAUCAUCAUACCAAACAAUAAUUGAUCAACAAUGAUCAUGGGCAGGGAAAAAUAUUAAUUGUGUCUGAUAAUUUUUUCUAUGUAAAUUCGUCCCAGUUUUUGUUGUGAAUGAAAAAUCUCUCUAGGUAUACAUAUGAUAGAUUUUUUUUUGCUUUCUGAGAUGACCAUAGCCGACCUCAGAAAUCAUAUUUUUGUCAAAAUUCUUACAUUACACAUAAUUCUGUUGUGAUCAUGGCAACUUGUAAAUGUUGUAAUAUAUUAGCAUCAAAUUCAGUUACCAAUAGGCAGUUGAAGUAAGGGUAUUAGCAAUCAAUGGCAGCUUUGAUCACCCUGUGUUUAAGUCCAGGGGGAGUCUUCUUUGUCCAUUGCGUCCAAGACGGCUCCCUGUGAAAGUCACACAGAAAGAUUUCACAUUCUGCAGGAAAAAUAAUAAGGAUAACAUAGUGUAGUAGAUUUCACGGUACACCAUGUAUCUUUCUUGGGCAAGUUUUGACCUGAAAAGGACCACCCAAUCUCGACGUUGCGACAGGUGUGUUCUUGUCGUCUUCAGAACGACAUUCUCCUGAAGACAAGAAUACGCUAUUUUUCUUUGCCAUGGAAACCUUUCAGAAUUUACAUUGUAAAUAAGGAUGACAAUAUCCAGAUGGCAAACAAAUUACUGCACUUGUACAACUGACAGUUUGAUUCUUUCCAAUUGAUCUCUUAUCUCCCUCCGACGCCUCCAGUCCCUGUAGCGCUCCCAGAACUGAAAUUACUCCCCUGUUAGUCACAUACAAUUUGGGGUGUUGCCCCAUUCUCCACCUGCCCAUUCUGCCUUACCGACAGUUGGAUUUAUUUCUGGAUAUUCUCUUAUUUCCUUGAGACUUCCACUACGAAGAUUGCCUGGAAUUUUGCAACCCUUAGCAACGGAAACACCCAAUCCCUUUCGGCCUGUACAUGUUUUCCCUUGCACCAAUCCAAGCGAUUUCGCUGAGUGGUCUUGCUACAGCAUCACAUGUAGCACAUAGAUAUACAUUUGACUAGUACUGUUAAAAGGAUAUUCUACUCAAUUCCUUCGCUGGUGGUACGGGAAAGGUUCACAUCACUGCUCUAGGUGAACCAAACCAUAAGCCACUUAAAGGUACAUUUCAACAUAUUUGAAUCUGUUCCUUUACAGUGCUGAUCCUGCACUUCCUGUCGUCUCCAAAAUGACGUGCACUGCAGCUUAUUUUUGACCUGCCAUCCCAAAACCAACAAUUAGUCGACCCUAAUGAAUAUUGAGAUUUUUAUCGAGCUUGAAAAUUCAUUUCCUAAGCCUUAAAUUAAUAUAUGAUAUGUUAAAAUUGACCAACAAUAACCUUAAUAAGUACUUGAUUGCAUGCAGAGGAAAUUCAGCAAGAGGGUAAGGAAAAUAAGGAGAAAACAAGGUUUAAAAAGUUUGGGGUUCACUCAAGCAUGAGAUGUGCAUACUGUGUAAUCUCAGUGAAACUUCCAGCAGUCCGAAAAAGUAGUGUCCAAGAAAAUCUUGUAUCUUUUCUCUUAUUCUACUUUUUCACGACUUAUAGAUUUUAUAGUAGGAAGAAGAAUUGCUCUUUCAGAUGAGCUAUUUUUUUUAUUUUGGGUUUUGGAGACGAAAUUAGUAUUUUGGCUUUUUACAGAGAACCUUACCUGCCAACUUAUUGGUGGGUUGGGGAUGGUAGGUCACAUUUACACUAUUAGGUCUACCUUUCUUUAUCGUUAACGGCAUCACAUCAUCAAGCUCCAUGAAAUCAGAACAGGCUACAUUUUAUUUCCUACAGUGCUUACAUCCAUGACAAGGAAGGGAACUCAGCAUAUGUCUCCCAUCAUAGCACUCACACAUUUCUGGGCUGCACGGUACAUGAGAUAAAGCAUCGGCAUUUGCAUGACUGCGACCUGCGUGGUGCUCCGUCUUAAAGUUGAAUUGUGUUAAGAUCUCUUACCGUCUAGCCAUUUGAUUGGAUCUCUCUCGGAAGGACAUUAUCCAUCUUAAGAGCACUAUGAUCAGUUCUCACCACAAAUUCACGUCCAAGUAGAUAGUGUCGAAAUUGUUUAAUAAA
Lytechinus variegatus (green sea urchin) is the source of this 3825-nucleotide messenger RNA. Its product is annotated as diablo homolog, mitochondrial-like. The transcript is spliced from 5 exons. Gene Ontology annotation, biological process: neuron apoptotic process; intrinsic apoptotic signaling pathway in response to oxidative stress. The record is from RefSeq and is a predicted model, not a curated record. The coding region runs from base 46 to 786 and encodes 246 amino acids. Gene Ontology annotation, cellular component: mitochondrion. NCBI's taxonomy places the organism in Eukaryota, Metazoa, Echinodermata, Echinoidea, Temnopleuroida, Toxopneustidae.